Messenger RNA from Cannabis sativa, 1491 nucleotides. RefSeq names its product peroxisome biogenesis factor 10. Gene Ontology annotation, cellular component: peroxisomal membrane. Gene Ontology annotation, molecular function: zinc ion binding. Gene Ontology annotation, biological process: protein import into peroxisome matrix. The record is from RefSeq and is a predicted model, not a curated record. The transcript has 11 exons. Bases 54 to 1238 code for a protein of 394 amino acids. Lineage: Eukaryota; Viridiplantae; Streptophyta; Magnoliopsida; Rosales; Cannabaceae.
AACUAACAGAGAGAUUAGAAAAGAAGAAAAAGCUUAGCUAUAGAGAGAGAGAAAUGGGUUUGGGAAGAAGUGAGGGAAUGGAUUCCGGCGAGGCUAGCUCGAGCGGAGGUGAAAUGGGUCCUAACAGCUCCGAACCGCUGAUUCCACGGAGAUUUCCGCUGGCUGCUCAGCCGGAAAUCAUGAGAGCCGCCGAGAAAGAUGAACAGUACGCGUCCUUCGUCUACGAUGCCUGCCGCGAUGCUUUUCGACACCUUUUCGGUACAAGAGUUGCCGUAGCUUAUCAGAAUGAGACUAAGCUACUGGGGCAGAUGCUUUAUUAUGUGUUGACUACUGGUUCAGGGCAGCAAACUCUGGGAGAAGAGUACUGUGACAUCACCCAGGUUGCAGGACAUUACGGGCUUCCACCAACCCCGGCCAGGCGUGCACUUUUCAUUGUUUACCAGAAUGCUAUUCCUUACAUUGCCGAGCGAAUUAGCUCGAGAGUUGCUUCUCGUGGCAUUGUUCUUGCAGAUUCACUAUCUGAAGAUCCCUAUGGAAGCAAUAGCGAUCGUGUUAAUUCAUCUACAAUGAUGAUUGAUAGUUCAUCCACUUCUACUUCAGAGCAAUCUGUUUCUGCUUUAUCAAGGUUGAAACAGAAAUUCAAUCGGUUAUGGCUCUCUGGAAUUCAAAGAUGGCCUGUGGUGCUUCCUCUUGCUCGGGAAUUCAUGCUACUACUUGUUCGCGCAAACCUCAUGUUCUUUUACUUUGAAGGCCUCUAUUAUCAUAUCUCUAAACGUGCCGCUGGAAUUAGUUAUGUCUUUAUUGGAAAACCUUUAAAUCAAAGGCCUAGAUACCAAAUUUUGGGAGUGUUUUUGCUAAUUCAGCUAUGUAUUAUAGCUGCUGAAGGUCUACGUCGUAGCAAUUUGUCCUCGAUUACAAGUUCAGUCCGUCAGGCAACACUCGGAGCCCAUCAUGCCUCAACAGGUGGAGGUUUGCCUAUUCUAAACGAGGAAGGUAAUUUGGUAACAACCGACACUGAUAAAGGAAGUUGGGUAAACGAUUCGUCGUCAACUUCAGAGUCGAUUAGCAAAUGCACGCUUUGCCUAAGUAAUCGCCAGAACCCGACAGCCACACCUUGCGGCCAUGUAUUCUGCUGGAGUUGCAUUAUGGAAUGGUGCAAUGAAAAGCCUGAAUGCCCUCUCUGUCGAACCCCCAUAACCCAUUCGAGCCUCGUUUGCUUGUACCACUCAGACUUCUAGCUCUUGAUCUUUUCUAUUGCAGCAACCCUAAGUAGCAGUCUAGUAGUACGCAUUUGUUCCAAAGUUCGAAUCCCCAUAAACUCGUGGGGCCACUGGAAGGUUUCCCGAUCGAACUGCCAUCGCCAAAAAAAGAAGAAAACAGAUCUUAUGUACUGAAGCCUCCUGUCAAGAUAUCAUUAUAAUAGAAAUUGUAGCCUAACAAUUUUUAUACAAUUUACACUCAUUUAUUAAUAAUAUUUUAGCAAAUUAUUCA